Molecule: messenger RNA, 762 nt
Organism: Aspergillus bombycis
Lineage: Eukaryota; Fungi; Ascomycota; Eurotiomycetes; Eurotiales; Aspergillaceae
Exons: 2
Coding region: 1-762 (253 amino acids)
Source: RefSeq, a predicted model, not a curated record
AUGUCGGACUCAUUCAAAGAGGUGACGCAAAUCCAUGGUAUAGAGGUUGUUCAGGCAGGACUAGAACCCGUUCCAAAUCAGAACAACCCACACCAUGUCAUCGUGCCUGUGUUAGCCAACGAGUCUGUACCACGCAAAACCAGGAUAUGCGGCCUACGCAAGAUGACCUUCUGGCUUGUUGUAGCGGUAGCAGCACUUGUUGCGGUCGUGAUCGCCUUAGCGGUUGGACUGGGUGUUGGUCUUACUAGGUCACAUUCUACCUCAACGGCUCCUGUGGCGACACCCAGCUCAGAGAUUACAUCCACCCCGUCAGCAUCGUCGUUAUCGCCAUCAUCCUCAUCGUCAACAUCCUCGCCAUCCAGCACAUCAAGCUCGGGUCCUUCAGCAACAUCCACUGCUCUCUUCGACAAGGGUACAAACUAUAUUUGUCCCGAUGCCAACAACACCGAAGUAAGGAAUGUUUCAGGCGGAUCAGGAAGCUCUAGUUAUUAUAUCUUCUGCGACGCCGAUAUCAGUUCAAGCUCGAAGAAAGAUUUAUCUUCAAGUGUACAGAGCUCAUUUGCAGCCUGCCUGGCUCUUUGCAAUUCCAUGAACAAUUUCCAGGAUCGAGCCGAUGUUGGCUGCACUUAUAACUUCGAGGGUACGGGGAGUCAGGACAAAGGGACCUGUUGGUGCUUGAGUGGCGGGAACAAGUCUAUUAUCACAAACGUGGGGAAUAUGGCAGCUGUGCUGUCCACCGAAAAUGUGAAGCUAGAUUUAUGA